Molecule: messenger RNA, 231 nt
Organism: Sus scrofa (pig)
Lineage: Eukaryota; Metazoa; Chordata; Mammalia; Artiodactyla; Suidae
Source: RefSeq, a predicted model, not a curated record
AUGCCUUUGGCUAAAGAUUUACUACAUUCAUCCUUGGAAGAGGAAAAGAAAAAACACAAAAAGAAAUGCCUAGUUCAAAGUCCAAACUCUUGUUUUAUGGAUGUGAAAUGCCCAGGUUACUACAAGAUUGCCAUGAUUUUCAACCAUGCUCAACAGGUGGUUCUUUGUGUAGGUUCUUCAACAGAGUUGUGCCAUCCAACAGGAGGAAAGGCCAGGCUCACAGAAGCGUGA